CCCCCCCCCCCCCGGUGACAUUGUCGUUCGCGUCCUUAUACCAGCUGGAGCCUCCACGACUCAGUCCAUACCACUGUCUCUGCUGAAUCGCGGGCCCGUCCAAGAGCGAUCACGCCACCUAGACCACCAUCCGGGCCAGUCUUUGCUUCUUUCCACCAUGGGGCGCUCCCGCGGUCCCAAGUUCUCCUUUCCCAUACCCGGGCGCCGUUCGCAGCAGACAAAAGAAAGCGCGGCCAGCCCCAGUGCACCCCAGCCCUCAGCCCAGCAAUGGCCCUCGCACCUCGAAGAACCCACAAGUAAAGCACACCGUGUGCUGGGCACCUCGGAAUCACCAAUGUUCCGCACACAGUCCCGCCAGACGUCCAACAUGCCUGCGAGCCCAGCCUACACGACCAUCACUGUCUCGUCCGGGACCAGGUACGGUGACGAGUACGACGACAGGGCGUCGGCAACUGCAACCGAAUACACCAAACGGCCCGCCAUGUCGAAACACCCGGCGUCAAUCACCCUGGGGAACACCAACGGCGGGACGACACGGCGGGGCUCAGACAACAGCUCCGCCAGCUAUCGUCUCCAGCCGCAGACAUCAAGCUCCACCACGCGUUCGCACUACGACGCAACAUGCUCGCCGCUCUCCAUCUCGCAGCAGACGUCCAACUCCGCGGUCCGUGACAUGGCAUUGAGGAGAGGGAAGCCUCAGGUAGUCACAGGUGGACAUGGCUACACCUACAAUAGCCAUGAAGCCAGUCCAGUAUCGCCAACGAUGGACUCAGCGAGGCGAGAGCACCGCAAGAGCAAGCCUGCACGAUUAGAUCUCUCGAAGCUAUUUCCCAAACCGAGAGCUGGAGACGGCCAGAACUACUCAAAUCCGCUACUCUCGCCCACCAAGAUGGUCAACUCGCCAGCUGCUAUGUCGAUGAGCUCCGAGUACUUUGCGCAGCCUAUAACCAGAGAACCUACGCCAGCGCCACAGGGACACGCAAAGUUGGCCAAGCAUGCGCCGCCUAUGCCGAGCUCUCCGAAACGACUGUUCAGACGUGACGAGUACGACAACGCCAAAGUGCACGUCCGCAGACCCCCGAAGGGUGUGCAGCACUGGUUUGAUGCACUUGACGAGGACAGUGACGAAGCAGUAGAGGAAGCAAGAGCGCCAGUACAUGCCCCACAAGCACGGCGACCGAGCAACACACCCAAAAUACCCCUACGCAAGACCUCACUCAGCGGUAUAUACCCAGAUACUGCAGCCCCACAUCCCGCCCUGCUGGCACAGAAGUCGAUUUCAGGGUUUAGCAGCGAUACGUUCUCACACGAGGACAUGAUCGAUAUCAAUGGACUGACCUCACCAAGUCAAUUCUCUUUACACACGCAGAACUCCACCAAGACAAAAGAGUCGACGAUGUCGAAACACAACCUUCAGGAUUCGAGCUGCCUGUCCUUCUCAUCAUCCGAGGAUGAAUACGACGAUGAUCGACGUGCCCUUCGUAACUUUGCAGUUCGGAAGAGUCUGAACAUGGAUGAUGAUGCAGGCGAGAUCAUUUUUGGCCAAGCGCAGGCUUUCGAAGUCCGAUCGAAUCGGAACCUCUCGGAGCGCAAGAUGAGCAUAAUGUCGACCUCGACAAGCGCUGCUACGAUAGACAUCAUGUACACUCCGGAGCCGUUCUCCCCGCCCAACUUCUCGAGAGUCAGCAACUACAGCGGCAGCAGACGCUCUAGCCAUAUACGACAACCUUCUGUCAUACUUGAGGAUGAAGACGAUCGCCUGAGAACAGCUGCACACGCACCGCCUUCUUCGUCAGCAUACAGCAUACGCAGCACAUGUACCUCAGCUGGUGAACCUCAGCCCCGAUCGCUUGCGGCAGAACGCAAAAUGAUGGCAGUCACCCCUGAGGAAGAAGCGCUCUUGGAGCUGAUGCGCAAGAAGCGUGCCUCAAUGGCGAAGCAGAGCUCGACAAGCAUGAGCAAGGCCUACAUCGAGCAGGAGGAUCAGCGACAGAAGGCUCUCGAGGCGCUGCAAAAGACUGGUCGGCCAUCAGCCUUUCUGGCAGCAGAGACACAAGUAGCCAGCCCUGUUCGGGUAGUGGAGAUGAAGUCGAAGCGAAAACCGUUAGCUGCAUCCUCGACCUCGUCAGCACACCUGACACCACCACCUCGCGGCAGAUCCGCCAAAACCAGCCACGACGCAAACAUGACCAGCACCCUCCGCGACAGUUCAGUCAGUGACAGCGAAGGCUUCAACUUCCCUGUCGCUCGAGGCUUCAACUUCCCCGUCGCACGAGGCUCGCUACCGCACCACAUUCCCACGCCCGGCGCUUUCUCCCCCUUGGACCCCUUCCCUCUGAUCUCGCCUUCCCAUACCGCAAGCCUCACGUCCCCAACAACCAUCGGCCACGUCUCACCUCUCCCUUCACCCAUCACUCCCGGUCCUUGCAUGGGCGAAACACACGACAAUGUCAAGAUCGCCAGCAGCGAUACCAGUGCCGAUAAUGAGGAAGUUGCCGUUCUCGACAACGACCUCCCAGUCCACAUCAUCAAAGCCGCCAAGUCUCUCGAAACUAUGGAGUCAACCCACCAGCGUCGCCGCACAGCAUCAUCUGGCACAGAGAUGAGCUUCCCGCUCCCUCCCACGUUUGGUGCGAAGGACCUCGCUCCUGUCUCCGAAGCAAGCCUCUCGUCGCGUGCGCCGAGCAUUGUCGAGCCGACGAUGCCGCUGCCAGCUGUACCAGAGCGCAGUUCCAAGCGUAGGAGUGCGCUCGCUGUUGCACUCGGGCAGUGUAGCAGGCAAAGCAGUGUAGUGAGCAACGCGUCUUCGCGCUCAAAUGCUUCGAGCAUGAACGCACCGAGCCUGUUGAUUGGGCGUGAACGCUCCAGGUAUGCUUCUAGGGGCAGCAGUGUGGCGAGCAUGACCAGGAGUAAGGGGAGGGAUAGUGUGAGCGAUGAUGUGCUUGCUGCUUGGGGCAGCCUUGGCGGCACCUACUGAGACAGCAACAUCGCUACCGCUCCACCUGUAAACGAUCUCGAUGCGCAUAUUCUCACGACAUUGGGCGGCAUCAUCACAACUUCCUUACAUUCUUCGAUCUAGCAGUUCAUCUACUAUAUCUUGUAUUAUUUCACCAUUUCCUUGUCUGUCUAGACACUAUCUUAUAAGUCGCAGCGCGCGCAACGAGUCUCGUUUUGUCACUUUUCAUAUCUAUUGGCACGCACGUCAUGUUGUUCAUGGUUUCAUUGCGUCUGUCCUUUACCUCGGCACGAUUGUCGAUUGUAGUCAUAGUGUUUAGACAAUGCAUGCAAGCCCAGUCCAUCCAAGCUGUGGAACAUUG
This is a messenger RNA of Macroventuria anomochaeta, 3317 nucleotides long. RefSeq lists its product as uncharacterized. The transcript has a single exon. The coding region runs from base 368 to 2977 and encodes 869 amino acids. The record is from RefSeq and is a predicted model, not a curated record. NCBI's taxonomy places the organism in Eukaryota, Fungi, Ascomycota, Dothideomycetes, Pleosporales, Didymellaceae.